Molecule: messenger RNA, 1126 nt
Organism: Capsaspora owczarzaki ATCC 30864
Lineage: Eukaryota; Filasterea; Ministeriida; Capsasporidae
Product: substrate carrier family protein ancA
Exons: 2
Coding region: 38-970 (310 amino acids)
Biological process (GO): mitochondrial ATP transmembrane transport; mitochondrial ADP transmembrane transport
Cellular component (GO): mitochondrial inner membrane
Molecular function (GO): ATP:ADP antiporter activity
Source: RefSeq, a predicted model, not a curated record
CGAAAACUUCAGUCUUUCUUUCAAAACACAUUUAAUCAUGUCGAUCGACGACAAGACUAUGGCUCAGGCUAAGGCCUUCCUUUUCGACCUCGCUGCUGGCGGUGUUGCCGGUGGUAUCUCCAAGACCGUCGUCGCCCCGAUCGAGCGUGUCAAGCUCCUCCUCCAGGUCCAGGAUGCUUCCACCCAGAUCGCUGCCGACAAGAAGUACAAGGGCAUGGUCGACGCCUUCGUCCGCAUUCCCCGCGAGCAGGGCUUCGCCUCCCUCUGGCGCGGCAACGCUGCCAACAUCAUCCGCUACUUCCCUACCCAGGCUCUUAACUUUGCCUUCAAGGACAAGUACAAGCAAAUCUUUGUGCGCCACAACCCCAAGACUGACUUCUGGAAGUUCUUCGUCGGCAACCUCGCCUCUGGCGGUGCUGCUGGUGCCACCUCCCUCCUCUUCGUCUACCCCCUCGACUUUGCCCGUACCCGUCUUGCUGCUGACGUCGGCACCGGCGGCGCUCGUCAGUUCACUGGCCUCGGCAACUGCAUCUCCACCAUUUACAAGCAGGACGGCCUCAAGGGUCUGUACCGUGGCUUCGGUGUCUCCGUCGGAGGCAUCAUCGUUUACCGCGCUGCCUUCUUCGGCGGCUUCGACACUGCCAAGACCGUUCUCCUCAAGGAUCCCAAGAAGGCCCCCAUCUGGCAAACCUGGCUCAUCGCCCAGGGUGUCACCACUGUUGCCGGCGUUGUCUCGUACCCCUUCGACACUGUCCGUCGCCGCAUGAUGAUGCAAGCUGGCCGCAAGGACAUUCUGUACACCUCGACUUUCGACUGCUGGAAGAAGAUUGCCACCAAGGAGGGCCCCGGCGCCUUCUUCAAGGGUGCCCUCACCAACGCCAUCCGUGGCUCUGGUGGUGCCAUCGUCCUCGUCCUCUACGACGAGUUCCAGAAGCUCCUCGGCUUCGAGGGUGGCGCUGGCGGCGAAUAAGCACUACGCCCCUCGGUCCCUUCAACUCUAAUCGGCGUGUCGAUCCCCUCGAGAUGCCGAGUGUUGCUGGAAUUGAAAUUGUUUUGAAAAUGCCCUCUCUUUAUUCCCAUUGUUUUCAGCCAACACUACAUUUUAAUUUGAUUCAUCCUAAUUGCG